CUAAGCCCCCUCCCCCCCCCUCUCCUUGGCCGGUUUGCAUGCAUUGUCUGUCUCCCAAAAUGGUUUGUGAGACUAAGAUAGUGGCGGAAGACCAUGACUCGAUUUCAGGAUCCAAAAAGGAGAGCUUGCUCGUCUCCUCGUCCGCUCAGAUGUGGCCCUCCUCUCGGGCCGGAUCGCCCUCGCCCGCCGCGGUGCCGCCGCAGCCGCAGCCGCCGAGCCCCGCGCCCGACGGCGAGGACAAGAAGAAGGGCGUCUGGAUCAGGGAGUUUCACCCUUCCGAGCAGGAAGUGGUGCGCCGCAUCUUCUACGAGGGCAUCAUGGAGAGGAUCCCCAACACCGCCUUCCGAGGGCUCAAACACCAGCCCUGGACGCAGGUGGUCUACGGGACAAUGGCCGUAAUAUGCUUUGUUGUGACCAAGUCCUUGCUGGUGACCUGCUGUUUGCCCUUCUUUCUAAUGGGCAUGAGGUACUACUUCAGUAGAAAAGUUAUCCUCAGCUAUCUCGAGUGCGCACUGAAUACGGACAUGUCUGAUAUUGAGCAAUAUUACAUGAAACCACCAGGUUCCUGCUUCUGGGUGGCCGUGUUGAACGGCAACGUGGUGGGCAUCGUAGCCGCGAGGGGCAACGAAGAAGACAACACGGUUGAGCUGCGCCGCAUGUCCGUCGACUCCAAAUACCGCGGUAAAGGGAUCGCCAAAGCUCUGGGCCGGAAGGUGGUGGAGUUUGCCGUGGUCAAUAAUUACUCGUCCAUUGUACUGGGAACCACGGCGGUGAAGGUGGCGGCUCACAAGUUGUACGAGUCUUUGGGAUUCAAGCAUGUGGGUGUCGCUGAAGACUACACGCUGCCUGGGAUGACGCAUUCUAUUCUAGAGCGAAUGUUUUUCCAGCUUCGCUUCCACCGCUACUGCCUGCAGCUGCGCGAAGAAUAAUAAUAAUAA
Molecule: messenger RNA, 938 nt
Organism: Lacerta agilis (Sand lizard)
Lineage: Eukaryota; Metazoa; Chordata; Lepidosauria; Squamata; Lacertidae
Gene: ASPNAT
Product: N-acetyltransferase 8 like
Exons: 3
Coding region: 39-929 (296 amino acids)
Cellular component (GO): mitochondrial membrane
Molecular function (GO): L-aspartate N-acetyltransferase activity
Source: RefSeq, a predicted model, not a curated record